AUGCAGGAGAUACCUCUCUGCCUCAGAGUUGGAAACCUUCUCCCCUACUCCAUGUCAGAUUCCAACACAACCGACUUCACCAACCCCUCCACCUUCAUCCUGCUGGGCAUUCCUGGCCUGGAGGCAGCCCACGUCUGGAUCUCAAUCCCCUUCUGCACCAUGUACGGCAUAGCUGUCUUAGGAAACUUCACCAUUCUAUUCAUUGUGAAGAGGGAGCCAACUCUCCAUGAGCCCAUGUACUAUUUCCUCUGUAUGCUGGCUGUCAUUGACCUGGUCCGAUCCACAUCCAUCCUGCCCAAAAUGCUGAGCAUCUUCUGGUUCAAUUCCAGGGAAAUAGAUUUCAAUUCCUGCCUCACCCAGCUGUACUUUAUUCACUGCUUCUCAGUGAUAGAGUCUGGGAUUUUCGUGGCCAUGGCUUUUGAUCGCUAUGUGGCCAUCUGUGAUCCAUUGAAACAUUCCACUAUCCUGACAAACCACGUGGUGGCCAAGAUCGGGCUGGCCGUGAUGCUGCGUGGCAGCAUGCUCAUACUGCCCUAUCCCUUCCUGGUGAGGCGGUGGCCAUAUUGCAAAACCAACAUCAUCCCCCACUCAUACUGUGAGCACAUAGCCGUGGUGAAACUGGCCUGCGCAGACAUCCGCAUCAGCAGUUACUACAGUCUCUCUGUGGCAUUCUUUGUGAUUGGUCUGGAUAUGUUUUUUAUCACCAUGUCCUAUACCCAGAUCCUCAGGGCCAUCUUCAGCCUCCAAACAAAGGAUGCCCGGCUCAAGACUUUUGGGACCUGUGGUUCGCAUGUCUGUGUGAUCUCAGCCUUUUACAUCCCAAUUCUCUUCUCCUCCCUCAUGCACCGUUUUGGCCACAAUAUGCCCCUGCAUUUACACAUUCUCAUUGCCAACAUGUACCUCCUUGUGCCCCCUAUGCUAAACCCCAUCAUCUACGGAGUGAGGACUAAACAGAUCCGGGGCAGGCUGCUCUGGCUCUUUACUCAUAAAGGGACCUAA
Messenger RNA from Malaclemys terrapin pileata, 999 nucleotides. RefSeq names its product olfactory receptor 52M1-like. Gene Ontology annotation, biological process: G protein-coupled receptor signaling pathway. The transcript has a single exon. Lineage: Eukaryota; Metazoa; Chordata; Testudines; Emydidae. The record is from RefSeq and is a predicted model, not a curated record. Gene Ontology annotation, cellular component: membrane. Gene Ontology annotation, molecular function: olfactory receptor activity; G protein-coupled receptor activity. Bases 1 to 999 code for a protein of 332 amino acids.